AUGUCAGACAAGAAAAGACCCAAGAGUGCGGACCCAGGUAAGUCCCAGCGCUCUCACAGAUCCAAGAGACCCCACUCGGCCAGACCGGCGAGUGGAAUGAGCGGGGGGAACGAUACGAGUGUGAACACAAACUUCUCCAAGACCCCCGACUUCAAUAAACCCAAAUGCAACGUGGCAGGCUUCUCUAAGACCAGUGACUACGAAAGCUGGCUCCAUCCGUCAUUGCAUAAAUUCUGCCACGAGAUUGUCGCUAAGUUAUACAAAACCAACGCAAAUAGGAAUUUUCUUAUGUCUCCAGUAACUGCUUAUAUUACGGUGGGUAUGUUGAGUUGUGGCGCCAAAGGAAAAACAAUGGAGGAAAUUUGCGAGCUACUUUGUGUCAAGGACAAUAUUCAAAAAUCGGUGAAGGAGUCUGCGACUAUUUUAGAACAUAUUACAACCGAUAAAGAGUUUCGAGUACAUAACACUGAUGGAGUAUUUGUUCACACAAAAUACCCGGUGAUUCCCGAGUUUAAAAGAACCAUUGAAAAAAAAUUCAAGGCGGAAGCUCACCACGCAAAUUUUGAUUCGAGAACAGAAGCUGCCGAAACCAUGAAUACGUGGCUGAAAAGAGCGACAAGAGGGCGAAUUCGAGAGAUUGUCCACGAGACUCAGAGUGACUCCCUUUUGUAUGUCUGCAACACAGUUUACAUGAAAUCGCAAUGGGAAAUGGAGUUUCCGAAGAAGAUGACAAAACAAGGCACUUUUAACGCCUCUGGCAAAACUGUGUCUGUAAUGUACAUGAACAAAGCGGACACCUUUGAGUAUGUGGAUAACUCAAAACAUGGGUUUGAGGUCAUUUUCCUGCCUUAUGAAGGACAAAUUGAGAGAGAUAGAUGGCAGAUGGCCAUAUUUCUACCCAAUAGUCGCAUCAACAUGGCUCAGUUGUCACACUUCAUUAAGUCAAAACACUUGAGACGACUGAAGAAGAAAGUGAAGCAUACUGACUUGGAUGUGAAGUUGCCUAAGUUCAAGAUGACGACCACAAUUGACCUGAUGCCGCUUAUGAAGCAUUAUGGGCUGAGAAAUGCUUUCGACUCGAAAACUCGAAAACUGCAGAUUUGA
Molecule: messenger RNA, 1104 nt
Organism: Symsagittifera roscoffensis
Lineage: Eukaryota; Metazoa; Xenacoelomorpha; Acoela; Convolutidae
Product: serpin B11-like
Exons: 1
Coding region: 1-1104 (367 amino acids)
Molecular function (GO): serine-type endopeptidase inhibitor activity
Source: RefSeq, a predicted model, not a curated record